CGCCAUAUUUAGAUGCGCAGAUCCAAAACACAAAGAGCUAUCGACAAUAUUCCGAUUUUUUCAGUAUUAUCUGUGUAAUUAGACACGUAGAAAUCAGAUUGGAUUUUUAGUUUAGGAAUCUGUUAUGGCUCAGAGUCCAGCUGGAGGCGCAGUAAGGGCAUUACAGCUGGAAUUGAAGAAAAUUCAUGACGAACCUGUCGAGGGUUUUCGAGUAAAGCUGAUCAAUGAGGAUAAUUUGUUCGAGUGGGAAGUGGCGAUUUUUGGCCCCCCUGGAACUCUGUAUGAAGGGGGAUAUUUUAAGGCUCACAUGAAGUUUCCUAAAGAUUAUCCAUACUGUCCUCCUAGUGUUAGGUUUAUAUCCAAGAUGUGGCAUCCUAAUGUAUAUGAUAAUGGUGAAGUUUGUAUAUCAAUAUUACAUCCACCAGUUGAUGAUCCCCAGAGUGGUGAACUUCCGUCCGAACGCUGGAACCCAACUCAGACUGUAAGGACUGUAUUACUUAGUAUCAUUUCCCUGCUUAACGAACCCAAUACAUAUUCACCAGCCAACGUAGAUGCCUCAGUUAUGUUUCGUAAGUGGAAGGAAAGUAAAGGAAAAGAUAAAGAAUAUGAAAAUAUUAUCAGGAAGCAAGUUUUUGCGACUAAAGAGGACUCGGAACGUGAUGGCGUUACCGUGCCGACUACCCUGCAGGAAUACUGUGUCAGUGCCAAACCGCUGAGUCAGGAUAAUCAGGUGGAUGCAGAUUUCUAUGACGACGAUUACGUCGACGAUAUGGAUGAGGAGGAUCCCAUGUACGAAGAUGACGACGAUGACUCCGGGAACGAAGAAUCUUGAUCAACGCUCCCCAUUUAAACGUUAGAAAUUGUAUAAAUUAUGCUAUAAAUGAAUGCGCAAGGUUUCGGGUGAUAUAAAUUCUGGCAGGAAGUGAUGUUUACGUAUUCUUAAAACAACUUGUUGAUGUAGUAAUUUCCGAUCGAUCGAUUAUGUUUUCAAGUUGUUGUGAUUGUUGGGGCAUUUGAUGCCAAAUAUCUUGCAUGAACAAAAGUUGUCAAUUUUUAUUUUUGUUCCUUUGAAAAAAAAAAAAAAAUAUCGUGUGCUGAGCCUGUUAUGAGCACAUACAUGUUGAAAAUGUUGAUCUGAAAUGAAUAUUAGGUGUGUGUGUGAUUGGUCAAUAUGUUUGUGGAGAGUUAAAACAAAAAUAGAUUUAUUAUUAUAAACUUAAGAAAUUUAAAAUUGUAUGUAUAUCUGCCGUAAUAUUACUAAGAGGUAGUAAUCUGAUCAAAUCCUCUUUCUUAAUCAGAGAAAUCUGUAACUUGGGUGAAUGAAUAUAAGGCGAAUUAUAAGGAGAGAUUUGAAUGUUUAAUGUAAAAAAAUUAAAAUUGUAUGCGUAUCUGCCGUAAUAUUACCAAGGGGCAGUAACUCUGAGUAAAUCCUCUUUCUUAAUAAGAAAAUUCUAAACUUGGGUUAGUGAAUAGGGAGAAUUAUAAGGAGAGAUUUGAAUGUAUAAUGUAAGAAAAUUAAAAUUGUGUGUGUAUCUGCCGUAAUAUUACUAAGGGGUAGUAACUCUGAGUAAAUAGUCUUAAUCAGAGAAGUUUCGUAACUUGGGAUAGUGAAUAGGGUGAAUUAUAAGGAGAGAUUUGAAUGUAUAAUGUAAGAAAAUUAAUAUUGUAUUUGUAUCUGCCGUAAUAUUACUAAGGGGCAGUAACUCUGAUAAAAUGCCCUUUAUAAAUCCGGAAAGUCUGUAAGUUGGGAUAGUGAAUAUGAGGAGAAAUUUGAAUGUAUAAUUUUUAAAGUCACUGAUAUUUAUUGGAGUGAUUCUGAAUCCCGUGUAAACUAUAAUAUUGAGAAAGUUGCAUCUCUAAAUGGAUAUCAAAAAAAAAUGGUUCAUUUCCAUUCAAUAUGAUAAAUUGAAAAUUUCCCAACAUUCAGUAGACGACAUAAGGAAGUCAAUGUUUCCUUAAACUGUAAAAUAUUUUGAUGGGUCUCUUUUUAGUUUGUUUAAAUCAAGACCUAGAAUCAAGGCCUAUAGUUUAUCAACUGUUGAUAUUAUAAUUUGUUUUCAAAUAUUAAAAAAUCAGUUUUAGAACAGUUUAUUUUAACAUGGACAAUUUAAUAUGGUUUCGAAAAAUUGAAAUGACAGGGCUUUAAUAAGAUAAUUUUGAAAUAAAAAUUUAGGGGAUGUAGAAAUAUGUGAUUUAAAAUGAUUUGGCAUUUUAUUUAGAACUAUAUACUAGAAUUCAAUUUACAGCAAUUGCAUUUCUAAACACAGUUCAUCUUGUAAAAUAUCAUCUUUUCAUGACAGUCAACUGCCAUGUUCAAUUCGGUUUGAUUUAUUUAUUAAAUUGAAAAAAGGUGUAUGAAAUUCCUGUAGCUCAUGCAUGUACUUGAAGAAUAUGACCUUUUCAUUGGUUUAGCAUUAAAAUUUCAAAUAUUACCCAAUCAAAAGGCUAGAUUAAAAUAUUUAUGUGUUUUUGUGAAUAAGGCCAUUGGAGUUUGAAAUUUAAAUUAUUUGUUAUUUUGUACAUUGUGUGACAUUGAAUUGAAGCAAUUUUUAUAUUUAAAAACCUGUGUUUUUUUAAUGUGCUUAUUUAUUAACUAUUUAAAACAAAAUUUAGAUUAAAAUAAUACAGGAGCCUAAUAGUUAACGUGUUUAUUCACAUGUUUUAAGAAUAAUCUGUCUUCAUAAACCCGCUAGGUGUAGUAGGACAAACUCCUAUUUCAUUCAUUCAUUCAUUUAUCAAUAGUUGAUUGAAUUUGAAUAAUUUUUUGAAUAGUUGAUUUUUAUUCAACUUACUAGAAUGUUUGAAUCUAGUGUAUUUUCCAUUAUGAGCAUUUGUUGAUUUCAUUAAUUUAAUAUUAAAUGGUUUCCAUGGUAUUUAAUAAUUGAACUGGAAUAUACAGAUCACAAUUCUAUGGAAUACAAUUACUGCUUAUUAAUGAUAAAAUGUAACGAUAUCUAAUUUACACGUAAAAUGAUACUUGGUUAAUGAUGACUAACCAGAGACACCCUUCUAAUUACCGUGAAGUUCGAUCCCUGCAUUGGCUGAGAAUGUUUAUCAAGAUUUUCUGGUGUGGUUUCACCCUGUCAGUGGUGCAAGACAGAGAACUUGACAAGGACAGCUGUCUAGUCGUGCGGAUGGGACAAAAAACCAAGGUCCCAUGUAUACAUUGGAAUGCACGUAAAAGAUCCCUUGGCAGUUGGAAUUCGAUUUAAGAGUAAGCCAUACUGCCACUGCCCGGGUAAAAUUUCCUUUCUAGCACACUGUAUGGUGUAUGCCAGUCGUCAUUAACCCAGUCGGAGUAGGACGUUGGACCCCCAUUUCAUUUCAUUUUUAAUUACCCAGAAGGAAACCUAACUUAAUUAAAGUAAUAUAAUAUGAAAAGAAUCAAAUUUCCUUUAUAGCAGACUGUAUGGCAUAUGCCAGUCGUCAUUAACCCAGUCGGAGUAGGACGUUGGACCCCCAUUUCAUUUCAUUUUUAAUUACGUGGAAGGAAACGUAACUUAAUUAAAGUAAUAUAAUAUGAAAAGGAUCAACCGAGGAUUGGUUUUUUUCAUCAUUACUUGAUAAUGACUAGAGAAGCCAAGUUGUAACGUCGCUCAUUAACAAACAGUAAAUGUAUAUCAUAGAAUUGUGCCUUGAAUUAAUGUCAGGAACAAAAAGCUGAUCAAAUUGUAUUCCAUAGAAAUGUGACCUGAACUAAUAUUAGUCGGGAACAAGUAGCUGAUCAAAUUCUGUGUAAAUUUAAUUGACAUUUAUUAAGAAUUACCUUGAAAUCAGGUUGUAGAUGAGGACUGGAAUCAUCACUAGAAUUUUGAAAGACUCGGUCAAUGAAAGACUAGGAUCAAUGAAUGACUCAUUCAAUGAAAGACUCGGUCAAUGAAAGCCUCAGCCAAUGAAAGACUCGGUCAGUGAAAGUUUCGGUCAAUGAAUGACUCAGUCAAAGAAAGUCUCGUUCAAUGAAUGACUCAGUCAAUGAAAGACUCGUUCAAUGAAUGACUCAGUCAAUGAAAGACUCGAUCAAUGAAAGCUUCGGUCAAUGGUCAAUGAAAGACUCGGUCAAUGAAAGACUCGGUCAAUGAAUGGGUUUCAAUAUGAAGUCAUAUCUUUAAAUUGGUCUCAGGUUUCUUUAUAAUCUGAUUUAAAUGCAAUGCAGAAGAUUAAUAAUCUACCGUAGUUAUUUCACUUGUCUUCUUAAUUAGAUGUUAAUUUAAUUUGAUUAAUUUUUAAUGUUUAUUAGGCCUGUUUUCCAUGUUCGCAUUUUUACGGCAUUUCCACACUCUUAACAGUGUAAAACAUUCGAUAUUGUCAGAAAAAUACACUAUCGGGAUCAGCGUCGUAAACUGAUUGUGCAUUUUUGAUCAGGCAAUAUUAAUUUUCCGAUGCAAAAUCAUUUAUUACUUAGAAAUUUGUUUUACAAAUCAUGGACAUUGUAGAUAAUUCCUUUAAAUACAUUUGUAUGAAUAAUUCCCAUCAAUGGAUACUACUAGUCCCCUUCUUUUCCUACUCAUUUUAUAAUUGUUUGAUGUUGGGGUCGGAAUAUAUGUAGUCUACCUCCAGAUGUUUCUUGAUUUCAUGGAAUUGUAUAUUGGUUGUUGUUUUUUUGUCGGAAUCAUAUUUUUUUUUUUUUUAUCUUAUUGCUCUCACAUCAUGGGUGCUGUUUCGACCGUAAAUAUGUCGGACAUGUCCCACACGAAUUGGUUAACGUCAGAUCGGGAUAUUGCCAAGUCAGACAAUAAGAUACUUGUUGGGUGAAUUGUAUUCAAAAUUUAAAAACAAUAUGCAAUUUGUGAAGACAGAAAUAGUAAAUAUCUUUUUCUUAAAUGUGUAGGAGCCGCGGUAGCUCAGUCACUAGCCAGGAAACCUGUCCAACCUCGUGGGUGUUCUCAGGGUCAUCUUGUUUCCAAUGAUUUAUUGAAAUAAAAUUAAACCAUAUGUUAAGUCUUGAAAUGACCUACUUUGUGUCGAGUGGACGUUAAACCCCAUUUCUCUCUCCCUCUCUCUCGUUAGCCAAGAGGUCCCAGGUCCAAUCCUGGUAUUGUCACUGAUGUAAGAUGGGGAGGCCUGGCAAGGCACAGCGGUUUGUCAUUCGGAGAGGUUAAAAUGCUUGAAGUUCUGUGUACACAAUGACAUUAUGUAAAAGAACUGUUGGAAUUUAAAAUAAGAAUAGGCCGUAUCAAUAUCUCCCCCAUACAUCUCUACAUGGUGUUGAUUAGCCAGAAUGGUGUAGAAAAGUAGGCCUUUAAACCACGAUUUCAUCAAUUGAUCGUAUCCAGUGUGCAAGAGAUAGCUUCUGUAUAACUAACGAGUAACUAGGCAACCAAAUCAAAUGUUGUAAUUUACAAGGAGUAGGUUUGCCUGCCUGGUUAGUUUUGUGUUUUCAGCUUGUUUUCACUGCUCAACAACAUAUUGUUGAAACAGAUAUAUAUCAUAUGUUAGUCCCAGAAUGACCUCAUUUAUGUUGACUUGUCAUUAAACCCUGAUUUAUAUCUGGUUCUUCAUCGGAUGAUUUGUUGUUCACAAGGUUUUCUCUCAACCAGGGUUCUUAAUCCAUUUUGAAACGAACCGGCCAGAAUUGGGUCAAAUGAGGUUCCUAUAGGAAUUGGGUUUUAAAAUUUUAAGCUUCCAUUCCCUUUAUUAUAACCAGACUUCAAUAAAAAUAAUUCUUGGUAAUUUGUUAUGAGAAAUAUUGUAUUCUACUACAUGUAAAUACCACAAAAAUAACGACAACAGCUCUAGGUACACCGUUCGGAAUAUUUUCCAUAUUUAAUUCAUGUAUAGGCUUGAGACUCUCAACAUUAAUCCACAAUCUAGAUUUUUAACAAAAAAGAGUAAAAAACACGAUUUGAAUCUGUGUUAUAUUUGGAAGAUGAACGAUCAUGUUCGUGAAUGAACGGGAGGAUCUGUUCCCGAGCCACAAUGAGAAGAGGACUAACAACAUAUGAUAUAUUUCUAUUAUUACACAUGCGUUUCUAUGGAGACAUGUAAUGCCAUACACAUGUGUUUUCACCUACGUCGUCCAAGUUUUUGUCUAUACUGAACGACUGUUUUCAGAGGGUAGAAUCUUGCCCGGGCGGAACCUUUUAGCCUACUCGUCUCCAUGUUUCAACUCUGUACAUGGGAACUCAUUUCUCGUUCAUUCCGAAGGACUAUUCCCACUAUGAGAGGAACAUCUGGGUUAUUCUAUAUAUGACAAAGAAUAAUUUAUCGUUGUCGUGUGGGAUAAAUCAAGGGGAGAUAACUUUAUUUAUGACUGUAUGAUAUUUAUAUGUGUAAUAUAUGAUGAGUAAAUCAAUUUGUAAAUUAUUAAAUUUAUUGUAUUUUU
Patella vulgata (common limpet) is the source of this 6322-nucleotide messenger RNA. Its product is annotated as ubiquitin-conjugating enzyme E2 R2. The transcript has 5 exons. Lineage: Eukaryota; Metazoa; Mollusca; Gastropoda; Patellidae. Gene Ontology annotation, molecular function: ubiquitin conjugating enzyme activity. Gene Ontology annotation, biological process: ubiquitin-dependent protein catabolic process; protein polyubiquitination. The record is from RefSeq and is a predicted model, not a curated record. Bases 125 to 832 code for a protein of 235 amino acids.